Messenger RNA from Colletotrichum karsti, 786 nucleotides. RefSeq lists its product as uncharacterized. The coding region runs from base 1 to 786 and encodes 261 amino acids. NCBI's taxonomy places the organism in Eukaryota, Fungi, Ascomycota, Sordariomycetes, Glomerellales, Glomerellaceae. The transcript is spliced from 2 exons. The record is from RefSeq and is a predicted model, not a curated record.
AUGAAGGCCACAACACUCCUCUCCCUCCUCCCCCUCGCCACCGCCAAAGUCCUCUGGGACGGCCGCUUCAACGACCUCACCACCUCCUCCGACCUGAACAAGUGGUCCUGGUCGAACCAGGUCGGGCCGUACCAGUACUACAUCCACGGCUCGGGCGACGUGACGAAAUACGUCAACCUCUCGCCCGACUUCAAAAACCCGGCCGACGCCGCCUCGAAGCAGGGCGUCCGCAUCACGCUCGACUCGACGGCCUACUGGAACGGGCAGAACAUGCGGCGCACCGAGCUCAUCCCGCAGACCAAGGCGGCCAUCGCGUCCGGCAAGGUGUGGUACCACUUCUCCAUCUCGCGGCGCGAGGCCAACGCGCCGUCCAUCUUCCGCGAGCACCAGAUCGCCUUCUUCGAGAGCCACUUCGUCGAGCUCAAGAGCGGCUGGAUCAGCGGCGAGAGCGCGGCCAGCAACCCCAACCUGCAGUUCAUGGUGCAGCAGAAGAGCCUGUGGAAGACGGAGUGGAAGGCGGGCGUGUGGCAUAACAUUGCGUACGAGAUUAACUUCUCCAGCGGCAGUGUUGGAUUCUGGCACUCCGAGGGCAGCGCGCCUUUGCAGCAGGUCGUUGCUCCCGUUUCGGCCUCGACGUCUUCCAACGGUCAGGAUUGGCACUUGGGCGUUCUUGAGUUGCCUCGCGAUGGGUACCCCGACACCAAUGAGGACUUUUACUUCUCCGGUGUUUACGUUGAGGAUGGCGCAAUCACGACCUCCGUCACUGGACCCGGUAAGUCCUGUUGA